Messenger RNA from Ixodes scapularis (black-legged tick), 1137 nucleotides. RefSeq lists its product as uncharacterized. NCBI's taxonomy places the organism in Eukaryota, Metazoa, Arthropoda, Arachnida, Ixodida, Ixodidae. The record is from RefSeq and is a predicted model, not a curated record. The coding region runs from base 1 to 1137 and encodes 378 amino acids. The transcript is spliced from 7 exons.
AUGGCUUGGGCCAUUCACAUCAGUGACAUGCAUAAAGCCUAUUCAUUCAUUCAGGUAUGGAACAAGCACCAGGACGAGCUGUUCACAGCGGCAGCGGGAAAGCAACUGACCAUCGCUGGCGAUGGGAGAGCGGAUUCUCCUGGACACUGUGCCAAAUAUGGCACGUACACCAUGCUCGACACCGACCAGAACAAGGUUCUUCAUGUGGAAACUGUGCAGUGCAAUGAAACCGGUGGGAGCUACCAUAUGGAGCUAGGAGGCCUCAGGAGGUCACUCAAUAUAUUCGAGGCUCACUCCCUGAUUGUAGGCGUCCUGGUGACAGACAGGCACCCCCAGCUGAAUGCUUGGUUGGCACGGGUGCAUCCUGACAUCUGCCACCUUUUCGACUGCUGGCAUGUGGGAAAGGCCAUCAAGAAGAAGAUGGUAGCAGCUGGCAAGUCACUGCACGCAGAGGAGCUGAGCUCCUGGAUCAAGGCGGUUGUCAACCACCUGUACUGGUGCGCCGGGACAAGUGCCGGGAACCAAGACCUGAUCCUGGCAAAGUGGAAAUCCCUGGUGGCACAUGUGGCAGAUAUACAUUCCCACCCUGACCCUCUCUUCCCAGAGUGUGAGCACAGACAGCUGCACAAGAAGUGGCUACAGGAAGGCUCUCCUGCUCACCACAAGCUGCAGGAAAUUGUGCUGUCCAAACACCUUCUCCAAGACAUCCCUCGACUUUCCACAUCAGCGCAGACUUUUGCAACCGAGUGCUUCCAUAGCACUCUGUUGCAGUUUGCACCAAAACAGGUGCACUUCAGCUUUCGCAGCAUGAAGGCAAGAACCUACCUGGCGGCUUUGCACCACAAUGCAAAUGCGGGGAGGCCCCAAGCAGUCACCAAGGGUGGGGACCUGCGGUGGGCGGUCAAGUAUCCGAAAGCUAGGAAGGGGCCUGUAGUUUCUGCGCGCAAGACUGACGGCACCUAUGGGUAUCUGGAGGAGCUAAUGGCAGUUGUGCUGGACCUCUGCACAACCAUGCCGUCCUACAGGGCCGCUGCUGCAGCGUACAGCCAGGAUGCACCUCCAUUUCUCUCAAGUGCCUAUGAGCAUGAGGACAAGCAGGUGCUGGUGGAGCGCCACUGCUCUAGGUUUAACCUGUAG